AUGAAAAUCCAUUAUAUUAAUAUAUUAUUGUUUGAGCUUCCAUUAAAUAUAUUGAUAUAUAAUCAAAGGAACCAUUACAUCACACGUACACCAAAAGCAACCACAAGGUCAUUAAGCGAAUGUGAAUUAUAUGCACCAUCCAACUAUGAUAAUGACCCACAAAUGAAAGAAGUUAUGGAUAAUUUCAAUCGUCAAACACAACAGAGAUUUCAUGAAUACGAUCAUCGUAUGAAAACUACACGCCAAAAAUGUAAAGAACAAUGCGAUAAAGAAAUCCAAAAAAUUAUUUUAAAAGAUAAAUUGGAAAAAGAAUUAAUGGACAAAUUUGCCACACUACACACAGAUAUACAAAAUGACGCCAUUCCAACAUGUGUUUGCGAAAAAUCAGUGGCAGAUAAAGUGGAAAAAAAUUGUAUGAAAUGUACACAAAAUUUGGGAGGUAUUGUUGCACCCUCAUCAGGAGUAUUAGCAGGAAUUGCUGAAGGUGCGUUAUAUGUGUGGAGAGAUGCGGAAAUUGUUGCUGCUAUAGCAGCAGCCAAGGAAGCAGGUGCUGCUAAGGGUGCUGCUGUAGGUAUUAAGGAAGGUAUUAAAGUACUCCUUAAUAGAUUAAAUACAGAUUUUGGGUUAUCGCCUGUACGUAUUAAGGAAUUGGAGUCAGUUAUUAAUGGAACAAAUUAUACUGAUGUCACCUUCAUUUAUGAAGCUAUUUAUACUACAUAUAAGAGAUCCUGUGUACCUGUUGAUGUCUCUGUUCGUUUCACUGUUGCUGACACUGAUCUGACUUUUUGCGAGUCGGUGUGGAACCAAACUCUUGCUGUAUCACAACGAAAUAUGGGUACUUCACCAUUACCUAUUAUACAAAAAACUGCACAAAAAAUCGUCUCAGAUGCCAAUUUUACUGCUGCAGCAACUGCAGAAACGGCUACUGAAGAAGCUACUACUACACUCACAGCUAAGAACACUGGUGAGGUAAACGCUACAUAUAUGGGUUACCAAACUCCUAUUAUUGCUUCUAUCGUUGCAAUAUUGGUAAUAGUUUUGGUUAUGAUAAUUAUUUAUUUGAUUUUACGUUAUAGACGAAAAAAAAAAAUGAAGAAAAAACUCCAAUAUAUCAAAUUAUUAGAAGAAUAG
Molecule: messenger RNA, 1131 nt
Organism: Plasmodium falciparum 3D7
Lineage: Eukaryota; Apicomplexa; Aconoidasida; Haemosporida; Plasmodiidae
Product: rifin
Exons: 2
Coding region: 1-1131 (376 amino acids)
Source: RefSeq, a predicted model, not a curated record